This is a messenger RNA of Gymnogyps californianus (California condor), 1221 nucleotides long. It is a transcript of the gene RRP8, whose product is annotated as ribosomal RNA processing 8. Gene Ontology annotation, molecular function: methyltransferase activity. Gene Ontology annotation, cellular component: nucleolus; rDNA heterochromatin; chromatin silencing complex. The record is from RefSeq and is a predicted model, not a curated record. NCBI's taxonomy places the organism in Eukaryota, Metazoa, Chordata, Aves, Accipitriformes, Cathartidae. Gene Ontology annotation, biological process: rDNA heterochromatin formation; regulation of transcription by glucose; cellular response to glucose starvation.
AUGUUCGCGGAGGAGGAGUGGAACGACGAGGCGGAGGGCCCCGCCCGGGCCCGGGCUCGGCCGGGGCCCCGCGGCGCCCCCGAGGGCCCGGGCCGGCCGGCCCCUGCGGCAGCGGCGGGGAAGCGGCGCCGGCGGCUGCCGGGGGACUGCGCGGCCGAGCCCGGCCGGGACGGCGAGCCCGCGCGGAAGCGGCCCGGGGAGCGGAGGCAGGCCGCCAGGCGUCGGGCUGCGGCGGAGGGGCACCCGGCCGGCUCCGGGGAGCUCCAGGCGGAGCGGGAGCCGCAGCAGAGCGGGCAGCGCCUGGACAGAGACGUGUCGGCUGAGCUGCCGGGGGAGCGGCCCCGGCCGAGCGCGGAGCCCGGGGCGCUGGGGACGGGGGCUGCGGCCGGGGAGCCGGCGCGGAGGGUGAGCAGGAGGCAGCGCAGAAACGAGCAGAAGAAUAAGCGGCGCCAGAAGAAGGAGCUCCAGGCGGGGCCUGGAGGGGAGCAGGACGCGGGCGGGCAGGCGGGCGUGGGACCGGGCGCCCCGGAGCUGCCCAGCCUGGAAGCGGCUCCCUCGGACCGGUCGGCGGCCCUGCGCGCGCGGAUGGAGGAGCGGCUCCUGGCCGCCCGGUUCCGGUACAUCAACCAGCAGCUCUACACGUCCACCAGCUGGGAAGCGGCAGAGCUCUUCCAGAGCGACCCUGAAGCGUUCGAGAUCUACCACCGCGGCUUCGCUCAGCAAGUGGGGCGCUGGCCGGAGAACCCCGUGCAUCGCAUCAUCCGCUACCUGCGGCGGCGGCCAGCCUCGCUGGUGGUGGCGGAUUUUGGGUGCGGUGACUGCAAGAUUGCGAGCAGCAUCAGGAACAAGGUUCACUCCUUUGACCUGGUCCCUCUCAGCCCACGGGUCACCGUCUGCGACAUGGCCAAGGUGCCUUUGGCGGCCGAGUCGGUGGACGUUGCGGUGUUCUGCCUGGCGCUGAUGGGCACCAACCUGCAGGAGAUCCUGGAAGAGGCCAACCGCGUGCUGAAGCAGGGGGGGACCCUGAUGGUGGCUGAGGUGGCCAGCCGCUUCGAGGACAUCCGAGCCUUCGUGAACGCUAUGGCUCAGCUGGGCUUCAAAAGCAUCUCCAAGGACCUCUCCAGCGCCUUCUUCCACCUGCUCGAGUUCGCCAAGACCGGGCCCCUCGCCGCCGCCCCGCCCGGCCUGCGCCUGCGGCCCUGCCUCUACAAGCGCCGCUGA